This is a messenger RNA of Eubalaena glacialis (North Atlantic right whale), 657 nucleotides long. RefSeq names its product WAS/WASL-interacting protein family member 1-like. Lineage: Eukaryota; Metazoa; Chordata; Mammalia; Artiodactyla; Balaenidae. The record is from RefSeq and is a predicted model, not a curated record. The transcript is spliced from 4 exons. The coding region runs from base 133 to 657 and encodes 174 amino acids.
GCAUCUUAACCAUCACCCUGUCAUAGAGGUGACCUUUCUUUGAGGUUAAGUAUAACGCCAUGAUGGAGUAACAGGAAACAGAUUUACUCUCCUGACUAAACAACUGAAAAAUUGGACAAAAUAGAUGAAACCAUGGCUUUCGGACACUGGACAUCAGCUGCCCUGCCUGCCUGGCCACGUGGUGCCCGCUGGUCCUGCUGCUGUUCCCGGCCGCCCCUGUCCCCACCGCCACUGCCGCUCCCAGCCCAGACGCCAAAACCCAGGACAGCCUGCAGAGCCUCCAGCAAGGUACCCAAGCUGGAGGAAACAGAGCGCUGCUGGCAGCCGCAAGGCACAUCACUCACUUCCGCUGUCCUCCCGCGGUAUGAGGUGGCUGCCACAGCAGUGCAGCCCCCGGAGCCUGGGAGGCAGGCCUGUGGCUCUGUGAGGAGCGUCCCGGGCUACAGGCGGGGCGACCUGGAGCCUCCCCCACCCCAAAUAACACCCCCCCAAGACCCACUUCUUGUCCCUUCCCAGGCUCAGCAACAGGGGCUGGGGGGGGGGCAGGGGACAGACGUGUACCCUCACCAGACCCCACCCCCAGCUCCAUUUAGUAAUAAAUUUCUUUCUUACAGCCAGCUGUGGAGUUUCCUUUUCGGGCCAGUCUCCAAUGUGUAG